This is a messenger RNA of Vollenhovia emeryi, 1703 nucleotides long. Its product is annotated as calcium release-activated calcium channel protein 1-like. Lineage: Eukaryota; Metazoa; Arthropoda; Insecta; Hymenoptera; Formicidae. Gene Ontology annotation, cellular component: membrane. Gene Ontology annotation, molecular function: store-operated calcium channel activity. The record is from RefSeq and is a predicted model, not a curated record. Gene Ontology annotation, biological process: store-operated calcium entry.
GGUUCUGGUCAGUUUGCGUUGUCGCAAUCUCGGCCGCCGUCGAUCUCGCCGUCGAGCACUUGCCGCUGUGAUAUGUCGACACGCGGGAAAGACGGGGAGAGAGAUUCCAGUUUUCUCGCGAUCCCGGUGUACCGUUACUUUCCACGCUCAGCUGACACGGCCGCGGCUUUUCAACCGAUUCACUCCCGAACGUGCGGCCUUUCGAGAGCGACGCGUGCCAGUCGACAUUGCGAGCGUAACGCGUACACCGCGCUCCUUUUCUCCGCUCCGCUCCGCGAACGCUUCCCGGUCUCGCGGCUCCCCGCGUUCCGCGGGUGAUAACGGGAGUUCCCGCUGGAUGGACCACGUGGACGGUUUCACGGGGUCCUCCCACUUCCGCUUGUCGACGUAACGCCAGCGCGCAUGGUUAAGCACGAUAUAACUCUCGGCGCGAGUUCGGAUUGCUGUGCCAUAAAUACCGAGAGGAAUUAUAUCUAUGAUGUUUAUUCGUGAUAAUGGAAACGCGCCGCGCGUCGCGCACAAUGCGUUUCCGCGCGUCGGAAAAUAAAAUUCGCGCACGAGACCGUAUUGAAAAACGCUUCCGCCGUCGUUAGUUUUAACUCCGUUGUAUUCGGUAUAGGAAUACAAGCUGCUCACGCGAGGCUCAUUUCGCAUUCCCGAAUACGCGUAGUAGUCGCUGAUACUGCGACCCGUCACUAUUCUCCUUUGUGAACAUGGAGACCCGCCGGCGUGUUGAUACCAGCACCUCUCCGGACAGAGCAGCGCAAGGAUCGAGCCUGAUGUCCGUAUGGUCGACCAGCACCGGGCGCAAUUCAGUGUUUGGCGCGGAGAGCGGCGGAGCGGUGCUCCCCACUUCGCAUUUGCCGACCCACGUACACGUGGCGCACGAACACCUGCGCAACGCUGACGGCCACUGCUUUCACAAGCCGUUCCACGAUCACUGUCAGCACCCAUUGGUUUUUUGUCCUACCGCUGGAACUUUUGGCAAGUUCUCCCGUUGGCACCGACGUUGCCAUCGAUCUCCGUCGACGAUGUCGCAGGCAGGAGAUGGCCUUCACACACCGGGCUACUUGUCCUGGCGGAAGCUGCAGCUGAGCCGCGCGAAGCUCAAGGCGUCCAGUAAAACGUCAGCCCUGCUCUCCGGUUUCGCUAUGGUCGCCAUGGUGGAGGUACAGCUGAAUCCCGACACGCACGUUCCGCCGGAGAUGCUGAUCGCCUUCGCCGUGUGCACGACCUUGCUCGUAGCCGUGCACAUGCUGGCCCUGAUGAUAUCCACGUGUAUUCUGCCGAACAUCGAGGCCGUCUGCAAUCUGCACAGCAUCAGCCUCGUGCACGAAUCGCCACACGAGCGUCUACACUGGUACAUCGAGGUCGCGUGGGCCUUUUCGACGCUGCUGGGCCUCCUACUGUUCCUGCUAGAGAUCGCGAUACUCUGCUGGGUGAAGUUCUACGACUUUUCGGAGGUCGCCGCCUGGUCGGCCUGCAUAGUGCUGAUACCGGUGCUGAUAAUCUUCCUCGCGUUCGCGAUACAUUUCUAUCGGAGCCUGGUCGCGCACAAGUACGAGGUCACAGUGUCCGGCAUACGGGAACUCGAGUUACUCAAGGAACAGAUCGAAUCCACGGACGUGGAGGGCAGGAACGGCGUGAAUCUCUUGCAGACCGGGGUAACGCAUAUCGUUUGAAUCGGUCUUCGCAGUUUUUCC